UGUGCUUUCAGAAUACGCUUGCUUUUGAUCGUAACAAGCAAAAACCUGAAAAACAAAAAAUGGCACCUCUUGGAGGAAUUCGCGAGUCUAAGGGAGCGGAAAACAGUCUUGAAAUCGACAACCUUGCUAAAUUUGCUGUCGAUGAGCAUAACAAGAAACAGAAUUCAGUUUUGGAAUUUGAGAAGGUAAUAAGUACAAAGCAGCAGACAGUAUCAGGCACUAUACACCAUAUCACACUGGAAGCAAAAGAUGGUGGUGCGAAGAAAACUUACGAAGCCAAAGUGUGGGUGAAGCCAUGGAUGAACUUCAAGGAAGUUCAGGCUUUUGGGCCUGUUGAUGCUGCAACUUCAUCUUAAUUAAAUAAUUAACUUUCCUCUGGCUCUGGUGAUCAGAGUGCUGACGGUGUAAAGCUUGAAUUUAUUCAAGUCGAUGUUUAAGUAUUUCUAAUUUUGUAUGAAUAUUGUGUAAGUUUGGAUUCUGUUGAACAUGUAUCUUAAAACCUUCUGUUAAUGAAAUAAUUAGUAUGUACGUGUUCUUAAUUUCA
Molecule: messenger RNA, 544 nt
Organism: Lactuca sativa (garden lettuce)
Lineage: Eukaryota; Viridiplantae; Streptophyta; Magnoliopsida; Asterales; Asteraceae
Product: cysteine proteinase inhibitor A
Molecular function (GO): cysteine-type endopeptidase inhibitor activity
Source: RefSeq, a predicted model, not a curated record